GUGACCACCAUGAUCAUGAUGACCACAAUGACCACGGUGACCACCAAGGUGACCACCAUGAUCAUGAUGACCACGAUGACCACGCUGACCACCAAGGUGACCAAGGUGACCACGCUGACCACCAUGGUGACCACCAUGACCACAAUGACCACCAGGCUGACCAAGGUGACCACGCUGACCACCAUGGUGACCAAGGUGACCACCAUGACCACCAGGCUGACCAUGGUGACAAAGGUGACCACCAAGGUGACCACCAUGACCAUGACCACCAUGACCACCAUGACCACCAAGGUGACCAAGGUGACCACGCUGACCAGGCUGAGCACCAAGGUGACCAAGGUGACCACGCUGACCACCAAGGUGACCACCAUGACCACAAUGACAACCAUGACCACCAUGACCACCAUGACCACCAAGGUGACCAAGGUGACCACGCUGACCACCAGGCUGACCAAGGUGACCAAGGUGACCACCAAGGUGACCAAGGUGACCACGGUGACGAGGAUGACCAGCAGGGUGACCAGCGGUGGUGGUACAGCCGGUGUCCGGACGUGGACGAGUGCAGGCUGGGCCUGGCUCGUUGUCACCCGCGCGCCCGUUGUCACAACAGCCCCGGCAGCUUCCAGUGCCGCUGCCAGCGCGGUUACCAUGGCGACGGCGUGGCCAGCUGUGAGCCCACGUGUUUCUCCGACUGCGGCCACGGAUUCUGCUCGGGACCCCCCAACUUCACCUGCGUUUGUCACCUGGGCUGGACCAACCCCAAACCCCAAAAUUCCUCCUCGGGGGGGUCCCAGGAGCCCCCCCAGUGCUCGGUGGAUUGCGGCUGCAACUUCCACAGCUCCUGCGAGCGCGGCGGCCCCGGGUUCUGCGACCGCUGCCAGAACUGGACGGAGGGCCCGCAGUGCCAGCGCUGCCGCCCCGGCAGAGGCUCCCAAACCCCAUUUUAACCCAUUUUAA
This is a messenger RNA of Cyanistes caeruleus (blue tit), 957 nucleotides long. NCBI's taxonomy places the organism in Eukaryota, Metazoa, Chordata, Aves, Passeriformes, Paridae. The record is from RefSeq and is a predicted model, not a curated record.